Messenger RNA from Diorhabda sublineata, 880 nucleotides. RefSeq names its product probable chitinase 10. Gene Ontology annotation, cellular component: extracellular region. The transcript has 8 exons. The record is from RefSeq and is a predicted model, not a curated record. Lineage: Eukaryota; Metazoa; Arthropoda; Insecta; Coleoptera; Chrysomelidae. The coding region runs from base 195 to 848 and encodes 217 amino acids. Gene Ontology annotation, molecular function: chitin binding.
AAGCCUCUUCAUUGGAAAAGAUUGCGUUCCAAAAACAUCAUUUAUCGCUCAUUCGAAUGGUCUUUCUGUUCAUCUGAAUGAAAUCAAAAUAUAAUAGGAUCCUACAUAUAUAAAGGUGAAGAAGCAACGAUUUCUUAUCAGUUACUUUCACACAUCGAUUUUAGAAAAUUUUCUGUACCUAUACUGAUAAAAAAAUGAUUUACUCUACAACGUUUGUUAUUAUAUUAUUUGCUUGUAGUGGUCAGGCGCAAGUUGAUAUAGACCCAGACUGCGAAAUCCAGCAAUACUGGCCAAACAUAUAUGAUUGUUCGAAAUUUUAUGAAUGCAAUGCUGCUGGUGAAAAACAAGAAAAACAAUGUCCGGACGGGACUUUGUGGAAUCAAAAUAAGCAGACAUGUGACAUGCCAUACAGCACUGACUGCUCAUGGACUGUAACAACCGAUUCAACAUACGAAACAACAACUUCAUCUGCCUCAACCGUCGACCCGCAAUGGAAAUGUGAUGUAGAAGGAGAAUUUUUUCCUGAUACAGAAGAUUGCAGAGGUUUCUAUGAAUGCAAAAGAGGAAUAAAACAACAUAAUUAUUGUACUGUACCCCUCCUUUGGAAUGUUAACAUCGAGGGCUGUAGCACGCAAUCCGAUUGUUCCCAAGUAGUGACUACAACUGAAGCAACCACCACCACCACUUCCAGAUGUACUAAUGGCGAUUUUAAAAUAGAUCCUAAAGAUUGUCACCAAUUCUAUUACUGCGAGAAUAAUAUUUGGACAGGUCCCGUAGCUUGUCCAGCUGAUUUGUAUUGGAGCGAACAUCUACAAUCUUGUGUUAAAAAAUCUGAAUCAGAUUGCUAAUGAAAGUGUACUUGAAAACACUGUUACGUAAA